UGAAAAUGACAAGUAGACUCCACGGCAAGAGUGCUUAUUUCCCCCCAAAAAAAGCACUAUGAUAUUCUAGUUCUAGUCUAGUAACUAAAUGGUACAUACAAUUUGUCUGUUGGAAGUUGAUUCGUUUCUUGACCUGAUGCAUUUCUACUGGUAGGAUCCAUUCUUUGAAAAAUAGGAAAAGAUACAUUAGAGAGGUGGAGUUUGUUGGGGUUAGGUGGAAAAUUUUGCUACAUGCUUUCCUGUAAUUUUUAUCCCUGAUAGGUCACUAUCCAUCAAUUUGAAUAAGGAUCAUUGUUGCAGUGUUGAGAAUUAUUGAGAGCUUUGGCGAUGUAUUCAUGGCAUGGCUACCAAUGUACAGUGAGGCAAAGUUGGCACUAAUCAUCUACUUAUGGUAUCCAAAAACAAAGGGUACAGGAUACAUAUAUGAUGCCUUGUUGAAGCCAUUUGUGUCAAAGCAUGAACCAGACAUUGACAGGGGUUUUCUAGAGUUCAGAGCCAGGGCAUUUGACUUGGCUAUUUACUACUGGCACAAUUGCACUGAAUUGGGGCAAGCAAAAUUCUUUCAGUUGCUUGAUUUUAUAGCUGCUCCCUCUAGAACAACUUCACAUUUCAGCUCUGAGCAAAGAAAUGGGACUGACCAUUCUCGCGGAGCGCCACCUCCUUCGGCCCCACCAGCACCACCGUCAUCAUUCUCCUUCAGCUUAUUCAGGAGGAACAAGCCGCCGUCAGACAGGAGGCAGCCACCACCAUCGCCACGGAAGCAGCCACCUCAAUCGCCGCCGUCUUACUACGCUCACCGGUCAACUUUUCAUCCUUCUAAACCGGAAACGGUCCAAGUGCACCCGGAGGAUCUUUCAUUCCUAGACACAGACUAUUUUGAACCCGGUUCGGACCAUGCUGCCCGGCCCAAAUAUAGCCGCAGAUAGUUUACUAGAAAUAGUAGUAAGUAAGAAAAUUGUACAUUGUAAAUAAACCAAAAAGAAAAAAAAGAAGUAAAACUCAGAUUUUAAAUAUUUUUUUAUUGAACGUUUUUCCUGCUC
Nicotiana tabacum (common tobacco) is the source of this 1040-nucleotide messenger RNA. The record is from RefSeq and is a predicted model, not a curated record. Lineage: Eukaryota; Viridiplantae; Streptophyta; Magnoliopsida; Solanales; Solanaceae.